This is a messenger RNA of Periconia digitata, 1371 nucleotides long. Lineage: Eukaryota; Fungi; Ascomycota; Dothideomycetes; Pleosporales; Periconiaceae. The record is from the annotation of a GenBank genome assembly.
AGUGCUUCACAUGACAGCAAAUCAAUCCCCGGUAAUAUCGUGCAGGACAUCAACAUGACCUCCGAAACCAAAUCUCGAAAACCUUUCGACAUCGCCAUAGUAGGGGGAGGCAUUUCCGGUUUGACACUUGCCAUUGGUCUCCUCGAACGCGGUGUACCUGUCACCAUCUAUGAAGCCGCAUCGAGAUUUGGAGAGAUUGGUGCCGGUGUUGGUUUCGGUCCCAAUGCCGCCCUUGCAAUGAAGCUUCUGUCUCCAAAAAUCGAGGCUGCCUUUAACAAGUGCAAGACGACAAACGCCCCCGAAAAAUACGAUUCGUGGUUCACUGUGCGCGUAGGCGAUGCACGGAAGGCAGAUAAAGAUGGUUUUGUUGACAAAGAGCGCAACAAAGUUGGCGAUGCGCUAUACGACUUCAAUUUCGACAGUGAUCAAGGAAGAGGCGGCGUGUAUCGGGCUCAUUUCUUGGAUGAAUUAGUCAAAGACAUACCUGAAGGCGUUGCGAAAUUUGGCAAGAGGUUGACGAACGUGAGUUUAGCGGAGGAUGGGUCAGGUGACGCCAUAUGUCACUUUGCAGAUGGAACACAAGCAAGGCAUAAUGCUGUAGUAGGGUGCGAUGGAAUCAAGUCUGCUUCACGAGCCUGGAUGCUGGGAAAAGAUGAUCCAGCGACCAAACCGGUUUUCUCUGGGAAAUUCUGUUACCGAGGCUUGAUCCCCAUGGACGAGGCAGUAGACAUGUUAGGAGAUGAGAUGGCGCGAAACAGCCAGAUGUUCUUCGGAUACCACGGUCACCUACUCACUUUCCCAAUCGAAAAGGGAAAAACGAUGAACGUUGUUGCCUUCAACUCUCGCAAAGAGUGGACAAGCGACCAAUGGGUCAUCUCAACAUCUAAAGAGGAAAUGCACGCCACAUUCGAAGGCUGGGGAACCCACGUCCGCACAAUAAUCCAAGCCAUGCAAAAACCAGAUAUAUGGGCGCUUCAUUACCAUCUUCCCUGCUCAACAUAUUAUCGGGGUCGAGUAUGUCUGCUAGGUGACGCCGCACAUGCGACAACGCCACACCAAGGCGCAGGUGCCGGGAUGUGCGUGGAGGACGCGCUGAUUCUGGCGAAGCUGCUGGAGGACACGGCGCGUGUGGAGGACAUUGAAAAGGCGUUCAAGGCGUACGAUCAAGUGCGUCGGCCUAGGUCUCAGAAGAAUGUCAUCACGAGUAAGCAGGCGGGUGAGCUGUAUGACUUUGAGCUACAUGGGGAUGAUUUGGAGAAGAUUGAGCCGAUUUUCAAGGAGAGGAUGAGGUGGAUCUGGGACGUUGAUCUAGAAGAGGAGAUUGAGAAGGCGAGGAAGAUAUAUUUUCAGGAUUCCGCAUCUAAGAUGUGA